AUGGACGUAUCCAUCACUCGCAAAAUGGUAAUGGACCAAGCACAUCACAAGGAAAUCAUUGCAGCAAUGGCAGCACUAGGAGAAGAGUUCUCGAUGAGAGCCGCGACCAGAGACGGAGAGCCCGAUAACAAAGCCUACGAAAAGUGGUCCAAGCAACAGAUCGCAAAGACCCAAUUCCAAGCGCUCGAACAAGCACUCACAGCCCGGUCGUCUUCGAGGCAAACACAUCUAGCCACGAAUCACCCAUGA
This is a messenger RNA of Cylindrotheca closterium, 249 nucleotides long. Lineage: Eukaryota; Bacillariophyta; Bacillariophyceae; Bacillariales; Bacillariaceae. The record is from the annotation of a GenBank genome assembly.